GCGCCCAUGGCCGCUCGCGACAGAGAUGCCAUUUCCUGGUACCAGAAGAAGAUCGGGGCCUACGACCAGCAAAUAUGGGAGAAGUCCAUCGAGCAGACCGAGAUGAAGGGCCUCAAAAACAAGCCUAAGAGGAAGGGUCACAUCCAGCCCGACCUGAUCGACGUGGAUUUGAUCCGAGGCUCUACGUUUGCCAAAGCCAAGCCCGAAAUCCCCUGGACAUCACUAACUCGGAAGGGAAUUGUGAGAGUUGUGUUUUUUCCAUUGUUCAGCCAGUGGUGGAUCCAGGUCACUUCCCAGAGGAUUUUUAUGUGGCUCCUGGUGCUCUAUGUUAUGCAAGUCGUAGCUGUGGUGCUGUAUUUCCUGGUGCCCGUGGUGAACCCCAGCGAGGUGCUGGGCCCCCUGUGCCUGAUGCUGCUGAUGGGCACCGUGCACUGCCAGAUCGUGUCCACCCAGGCCCCCCGGCCCGCGGGCAACGGGCUGGGCCGGCGCAGGAGGAAGUUACGCAAAUCUGUGGGUGUUGAUGGGAGCAGUUGGUCUUCUGACAAAACCAGCCAAGAGGAGCAGUUUGAACCUGCAUCCAUCCUGAACACCGUGUUCAGCGCGCUGUUCCGGAGGAGAGUUAGAAGAGUGAAGUUGGUGGCUGAGAAAGGAACUGAGACAGAGGCUGGUGUGAGUGCUGUGGGUGCUGCCUUUGCACACAGACACACCAGAUCUGAACACAGGCUGUUGCACUUCAAAGAGAAAAGUAAACUUUCCGAUGGGGAAAAGAGCCAUCAGGGGGGCUGCUCCACCAGGGGGGCUGUUUCUGAGGAGCUCUCCAGUGAGGAGGACACUGAAGCGAUGCGCCAGCGGGUCUUGUUGCGCCAGAACGUUGAAGGGGCUUCCAGUGACAACAGCUAUGAGGAGAAGAGGAGGAGGCCUCUUGUUUCUCUGAACCAGGCUGUCUCACAGGUCAAGCAAACCCUGAAAGGUGCCAGAGACUCUGACAGUGUUGUGGAGUCUGAGCUGGAAUCCACACUGUAUAGUCAGGACUCGAGGUCCUGCAUCAGUGGGGGAUCCCGGAGCUGCAGCGUGACCCGGAGGGACUCGGAGAGCACCCGGCAGGACUCGGAGACCGAGGACAUGCUGUGGGACGACCUGCUGCACGGCCCCGAGUGCCGCUCCUCGGGCACCAGCGACAGCGAGGAGCUGAGCGCCAGGGCCGCCCGGCGCGACCCGGCCGAGGACGUGUUCCAGCAGAACCAUUUGUUUUGGCUGCAGAACACAAGUCCAGCAUCUGCAAAAGUGAGUGCACUGAUCUGGGAAGGGAAUGACUGUAAGAAGGUGGACAUGUCUGUGCUGGAGAUCAGUGGGAUUAUCAUGAGCAGGGUUAAUGCGCACCAGCAAGGAGUGGGGUAUCAGAUGCUGGGGAACCUCCUCACCAUCGGGCUGGCGUUCCUGCCGUUCCUCUACAGACUCGUCCGCGCCGAUCACCCGGAGCAGCUGUGCUCCAUUUCCCUGAAGGAGCUUUUGCACAUCUUCUGUGGGGCACCUGCCAGCACCCCUGUCAUCGUUCUUUCUGCCAUCAACUUCCUUGAAAGACUUUGCUUAACCUGGAUGUUUUUCUUCAUGAUGUGUGUUGCUGAGAAAACCUACAAGCAGAGGUUUUUGUUUGCCAAGCUUUUUAGUCACAUCACAUCAGCUCGGAAAGCCAGGAAAUACGAAAUUCCUCACUUCAGACUCAAGAAGGUAGAAAAUAUUAAGAUCUGGUUAUCCCUGCGUUCAUACCUAAAGCGACGAGGCCCGCAGCGAUCCGUGGACGUGGUCGUGUCCUCCAUCUUCCUACUGGCUCUUUCAAUUGCUUUUAUAUGCUGCGCCCAGGUUCUUAAGGGUCACAAAACAUUUCUGAAUGCAGCCUACAACUGGGAGUUCCUCAUCUGGGAGGCAGCACUUCUUCUGUUCUUACUACGUCUGGCAUCUUUGGGCUCUGAAACCAACAAGAAAUACAGUAAUAUUUCAGUCUUGCUCACUGAGCAGAUCAACUUAUACCUCAAGAUGGAGAAGAAGCCAAACAAGAAGGAGCAGCUGUCUCUAGUGAACAAUGUUCUAAAGUUAUCUACAAAGCUGCUGAAGGAAUUAGAUACUCCAUUUAGGCUGUAUGGGCUGACCAUGAAUCCAUUAAUCUACAAUAUAACACGUGUUGUGAUACUCUCUGCUGUCUCAGGUGUUAUCAGUGAUCUUCUAGGCUUCAAUAUCAGAUUAUGGAAAAUUAAACCAUGACCUGACCAAACACUUGACCCUGCCACGACAGACCAGAGAAAGCCAAGAGCUUGGACAAAGAGCAGAGGUGCCCUCCAGGUAUGGAAAUCUGUCAUUACCAUUUGGGAAACAGAUGCUUGGUGUGUGCAUCAAAAGUUCUCCCUCUGCUUUACUGUUCUACAACAUCCAGCAUAAACUGGUCUGAUCAGUGAAGUCACCCAUGGUAGCUCAUGGGGACAAACUCCAGCUGGCACCAAGCCCUGAGAGUUGCAGGUGGACACCAGGAGCCCUGAGAGCUGUGACUGGAGGGAGACCCACGAUUGUACAGGUGCCUUUGGCUGUAGCACCUGAGCCCUGUACAGGUGACAAGUUUCAGUUAGCAUCCUCUGCAGAGAGCUCUGGAUGUCCUGGAGUGUUUCUUUCCUUAAAACCUUGGUGUGUUUGAGGUGCUGCCUCUUCAUCCCCACCUGCUGCAGGUGCAGUGGAACCUGGUCUGCACAAGAGGAAUUCUGCCUCCACUUUGGCAGUGAAGCAAUAACAGAGCCACGCCGAUUGGCUUCUGUUGGGUCUUCUGCAAAUAAAUGAUCAUUUUGUGAAAAGAUUAGUGACAGGAGAACAACCUUGCACCACCAACUCCAAGUGAAGCACUGAUCAACCAUAGGACAUGUUGCUGUUUGUUUCCUGGGACACCUGAUCUAUCUGGGACCUUCCUGGUGUCUCUGAUGAGCUUUGCUCCCAGCUCUGGGAGCUGCUGCAGUUGUGCUCACAGGGGCUCCUGAGGGAGAGAGGGGGCAAAGGCUUCCUCACCUGAGAGAGAGGAGUGUUUAGAAAGGGCACAGGAAAGAAACAAGAUGUUUUAGACACUUCUAAAACUUAUACUUUCCUUAACUGACUACUAUUGCCUGUUUAUUAACUAAUGAAAAAAGUAACCUGAAGAACUUCCCAUAGCUUCCUGCUGUCACAUACAGGGUAAGGUGGAGUAAGAAUUGUUGGUAGUAAAUUGUUUACAGGUAUUUUCUGUAUGAGGAAAAGUUGUAAGAUGUACAAGGAGAUGACAAUUUUAUAUAUCAAAUGUACAAAUAAACCUAGAGUACAAGUAUUUCAACAUUAACAA
Apus apus (common swift) is the source of this 3352-nucleotide messenger RNA. RefSeq names its product putative homeodomain transcription factor 1 (gene PHTF1). NCBI's taxonomy places the organism in Eukaryota, Metazoa, Chordata, Aves, Apodiformes, Apodidae. The transcript is spliced from 18 exons. Gene Ontology annotation, cellular component: endoplasmic reticulum. Bases 7 to 2259 code for a protein of 750 amino acids. The record is from RefSeq and is a predicted model, not a curated record.